Molecule: messenger RNA, 525 nt
Organism: Erigeron canadensis
Lineage: Eukaryota; Viridiplantae; Streptophyta; Magnoliopsida; Asterales; Asteraceae
Exons: 1
Coding region: 1-525 (174 amino acids)
Source: RefSeq, a predicted model, not a curated record
AUGGUGCCAAUUUCCUUUCCACCUGUUGAAACGGUAUCCUUAGAUCCUGUCAUCAUACAGGCUCGCUUGGCAAACUUCGAGGUUGGGAAAAUAUACUUAGAUAAUGGAAGCUCUACAUACAUUAUCUAUGAGCAUUGCUUCAAUAAACUCCUUCAAAGGGUUAAAGACCUCAAGCGCCCGCCUUUGGCGCCUCUAGUUGGUUUCAAUUGUGAAUCUAGUUGCCCUAUUGGAGAAGUAAGUAUGGAAGUAAUGAUGAGUGAGUACCCACUCCAUAGAAUAGAAGUUGUGGACUUCACAAUUGUUAGAGCACCUUUACCAUACAAUGUGUUGCUCGGUAGGCCAUUCAUGCAGAAAUUCAGAGUCAUAACAUCAACCAUCCAUGGGAUGGUUAAGUUCCCCACCCCAGCCGGGGUAGCCACCAUAAAGGGACGCAUGGUAUGGCCAAGGGAGUCCAAACAUGUCAAUAAGGAAAGUCCAAAAGAAGUGAAGCAUGACUUGUCAAUUGAAGUAGCAAGUCUGCCCUGA